Molecule: messenger RNA, 1458 nt
Organism: Monomorium pharaonis (pharaoh ant)
Lineage: Eukaryota; Metazoa; Arthropoda; Insecta; Hymenoptera; Formicidae
Exons: 2
Coding region: 221-685 (154 amino acids)
Source: RefSeq, a predicted model, not a curated record
GACAUACAUUCUGAACUCGCGCAUCUCUAAUAUCGAUUCACGGGGAUUUAUUAAUCCCCCGGGAUUCUUCUCUAAAACAUUUUCGCGAUAUAUUUUCGACGUAUAUCCCGUAAAAAGUUGCCUCGCGCUUUGCCACCGGGGCGACAAAGUAGAACGAAAAAGCAACAACGAACCGUCGUCGGUUCACGGGAGCGUUCAACAUUGCGCAAUCAUUUCCCGGAUGUCACACAGAUAUUGGCGCCCACAUAUCCCGCAAAGGUCAACGCGGCCCGUGGAGAAAAGAGAUCGCGACACUCGACACCAGGCCGACCAUGGCUUUCCAUCGGACGUUCCCUUUCACGUUUUAUCGCGGACUAAAUCCACCGGAGGGGCAGAACGGAGCGUGCCCCCCCGCGCGGGAGAAAAGACGCGAAUGAUAUUCGAAGUCGGCCGUCGCGCGGAAAAUUGCGAGGAGAGGUUCCAUCGAGGGAAACUUUCGCCGAAGACAAAUCGAAUUGACGACGAAGUGCGACGACGAAGCGUUCUCGUCCAGUGGCGAAAAAAAAAAGAGAGAAAGAGGGAAAAAACGGAAUCUAGGCCACGGGAAUCUGGGAAUAUCUCGUUGCCCGGAAUUAUCGCCGUCUUCUCGAUCGAUCAAUUUGUUCGCACUUGGCCCAAAAUCCGCUGUCUCUUAUCGCACAUCUGAGCUCGAGUAAUAAGAAAAUGAGCUGUAAACUCUCUGGCCUGAUGAGAUCUCGCGCGCGCGAUUAGCGCGCGAUUACUUCCGCCACGCGUUUUCACCUUUUAUCGCCUCCCCAUCCAAUCGCCGGCCGCGGAUCGCGAGCGAGUCGAGUUUGCGGCCGUUAAUUUCACAUUUUCUCAACCGCUCUCGUUAUAGAUUCCCAUUAACGUGCGUUAGAAUAACGUAUUAAUAAGUGAUCUAUUAAAACAGAUUUUAUGUGCGGGCAAUAAAUGAUAUUAAUAAAUCGUUCAUAUUGCAUCGCCGAUGACCGAGGCUUCCAAUUAUAUUCUUCGUUUAUGUGUACACGGUUGGAAAACUCGUGUUCUUUUUUUUGUUAAAAAAAUUAUCCUCGCUAAAAUUUUUAUGGUAAACUUUAACACAUUUGCUUUUGUUACUUUUACACAUUGCUGUUACGUUAAUUCAAGUGUUAAAUUAUUAGACUAAUUGGAAGAAAGUGUAAAAGUAACACACCGUGCACAUACGUUUAUCUUUACAUAAUAAAUACGUUUCUUAUUAUUAGCGACAGAUUUUAUCUGUCAGAUUUUAAAAUUGACAGAAAAGAAUGUCGAGUUUAUUUUAUAAUAUAAGAGUAACUGUUAUUUCUCGACGUGAUCUCGUGAUAUACGUCACAUUAACAUUAUACUAGUAUUAAAAUAACAUGUUAGAUUUGUUUGACAUAAUUUUCUCAUUAAAUUUCUCAUUAAAUAAAAAUUAUAUGUCAAAUUAUAAAGCUUGCG